Messenger RNA from Marchantia polymorpha subsp. ruderalis, 2672 nucleotides. NCBI's taxonomy places the organism in Eukaryota, Viridiplantae, Streptophyta, Marchantiopsida, Marchantiales, Marchantiaceae. The record is from the annotation of a GenBank genome assembly.
CCAUACCUCAUGCCUGCAUAAAGCUGAAUCCACCAUAGCGAAGCAAAAUCAAAUGGACCGGAGCAUAGAAUUACACGCCGGAGCCAUUCUUCUGUCCGUCCUCGCUUCUACUGAAAACUGAACUUGAGGUUGGUGGUUCGGGUCGGAGCUGUAACUCCGGGAGCGCAAACUGGAGCAGAGGGAAGGAAAACCGAAGCCUCGUCGUCGUCUGGGGGUGGAAGGAAGGAAGGAAAGAAGGAAAGAAGGCGAAUUGAGAGCAGAGGUCGUUCCGUAGAGGGAGGGAGCCCUAUCUGUCAUGUCACCGAGUGCCAAUGCUCGAGCCAAUUGGAAGUUCCGCAAGAGCAUGCAUCGCUCUCUAGCGGUCUCUGUCUGACUCCCCCCUCCUCUCUGAGUAUCUAUCUAUCUGCCUGUCGGGAAAGAAAGCAAGCCUGGAAGGAAGGAAGGAGCUCGACGACCCAUUUCCUCGUUCAUUCACUCACUCAUUCAUUUCUUCAACCGUGUGUCUGUCGCAUUCCUAGGGUUUGUGAGCAAAGUCAAGCGAGCAGGGUCGUUGCCGAGCGGAGGGAGGGAGGGAGAGAGAGAGAGAGAGAGAGAGAGAGAGAGGGCGGGGGAGGUCCAUUACUGGCGCAGAUAGAGAGGCGAGGGAGCCUUGGGUGCAAGUAGGAGGAAAGUAGAGUCGGACUGACAGACUGACUGACGCAGGCUGGGGUGCUCGCUCGGACCUGAGGUGGGAAUUCGGGUGUCGUUUUUGGGCAGUUCGCGAGAUAGUGCUCUUGGUGAUUAGCCCACCACCAUGCUACCCUUCACACCCCCGCGUGAACCCAGGGAUUUGUCAACGUCUUGAAAGCCUUCAGGUUGCCAGCCUGCUGAGGUUGUAUAAAAUUUUGCCAGGCAGUGUUCAUAGUUUGUUUACUUGUCGACGGGAGGGCCGAGCUCUUAGUACAGAGCCAAAAUUACCAGGCGGGGAUCGCGAGUGUUCAUGUCGCAGCCCCGAGUAACUGUAACCUUCGGGCGUGGGAAAUCCGGCCAGGUUCAAAGGCGUGCUACAGUGUAUCGCGAUAUGUAUUCUGAUCAAAUAAACGGAGGGGCUGGGACAAAUAGGAAAAGAUCCGUCAGGGAUCGUCUUGGGAAUUCUUCGGAUCAACAAGCUUCCGCCAAUCGCCCUCAGGCCAAUUCCAAGCGGCAACGACUCGAAGAAGGAGGGAAGUGGAAACACGAUCUUUACGAGGAAAAGGAACUAGUGGGCAUAAGGCAACCUAAUGGACAAGAUCUACGUUUAAGGCUAGGCCGAAAGAAUGUUGUAAGAGGAGGACAGCAACAUGUUGAAGCUGGUUCUACUGGCGGGAUUAAAGACUUGAGGGAGAAACUUUCGGGUCCUGUACCACCCACACAACUAACCCGAGAGAUUGCUGCUAAUCAACGACGUCUUGCCUCAGUUGUACGAGGGUCUGCGGGUAUAGCUUCUUUGGCCAAUGUGAGGCCAGGAGCCUCUCGCAACGUCAAUUUGUCGCACAAAUUGACUCCUUUAUCGCACAAACCGUCAGUACUGCCAAAACCUCAUCCUGAGGUGGAUGAGAAUUCUAUCGCUGGUCUAUUGCAAUCAUUGGGAUUGAGCAAGUAUCUCAUCACGUUUCAAGCAGAAGAGGUAGAUAUGGCUGCUCUGCAGCAUAUGGGGGAUGAUGAUCUCAAGGAGCUGGGUGUCCCUAUGGGACCUAGAAAGAAGAUUCUCCUUGCAGUUGGGGGUCGAUCAUAGGGAAUUUGCGUCACUGUUGGUGAAUUGUAAGAAAGGAUUCGGGUUACUGGAAUAGACACCCUGCCCCUGCAGCCUCUGGACAGACGAAAGCACGCUAUCACACCUAGAAAAGUACAGUACACGCCAAUUAGCGGAAGAUUUUGAUUCUUGGUUUGCUUUUGUAUCGUUCUUGUAAUUUACUUCUGAACAAAGCUGAGCUGUUUUUUAGGGGCUAUUGAUAUUAGUAUCUCUGAUAGAUCAUAGUUUUUGAGUACCUUUUGAGCUCAGAAGACAAAGCAAUUCCAAGAUUCAUCGUGGAUAAACGGGUAGUCGUAGUUGUCAAGGUGUGAACCUCAAGUGUCCGAUAGCCCCAGUAACCGACUGGCUCUCGUGCUCCUUGUGUUUGAAAGCGUUUGAGAUUCUAGGAGGAGCUUACACUUCGAAUGUUCUGCUUGCUGUAAACAAGGUCAGACAGGUCCAUUCUAAGCAUGGGAGGCACUUGUGGGCUCAAUGACGAGUCUAGUUCUCCUACGUUUUGACUCUGAAUGAGAGAGGAUGAAGUCCGGAGGCCGUCUGCAUUUUGUACUUCAAGCGUCUUCUUGUAGUCAACCAAACAUCGGAAUGAUUUUACUUUGGUUCCGGAUGUUGUCUGCCUGGUUGCUGUCCUAGAAUGGGAAACGAUAGCAGAUUAAUCUGUUCAUACGGAGGAUUGUUAUAUCUUCGAGAUCAUGAUGUAAAAUUUAUCUGGUGGGGAAGUUGUUCAUAAUUUGGCGGGUCGCCAGAGUAUGGGACACCAUCUAUAUUCGAGAGCUGGAGAAGCGAAGUUCUUAAUUAGCCUUGUAACUGUACUUUUAAUUUACCCUGGAGUACUACUGAAGAGUAGUCAUGUCGCUUUAUGUCUUUUGGGCCCUAUACUUAUAAAGCGAAAUAACACAUCGAA